AUGCUGACAUAUUUGGAUUGUAAACAUUAUUAUGCGAUUACCGUUCAUCGCUGUGUGAAUCAAGAGAACAAACUCAAAUUGGAUCAUAUUUCUUCAACAAGUGAAAACAAGGCCGUCAAUAGCAUUUCGUUAUCAUCUUCAACUUUAAUUUUGGCCAUUGAAACCAGUAAGAAGGAAUUCUAUUUCGAGUACAAGGAGAAGCAAGGAGAAAAAUGGCAUCGCUUAGCUACAGUUGUAAAGAUGAACACUAUUCUCAAAGAACAAGAAGCUUUAACCCAAGUACUUCUUGAAGAAAACAACAGUGGCGAAAUUGAAAAAUUGAACAACAUCAAGUAUUUCUGUGCAAGUAACGAAGACUUGACAUGA
Zychaea mexicana is the source of this 366-nucleotide messenger RNA. RefSeq lists its product as uncharacterized. Bases 1 to 366 code for a protein of 121 amino acids. The transcript has 3 exons. Lineage: Eukaryota; Fungi; Mucoromycota; Mucoromycetes; Mucorales; Lichtheimiaceae. The record is from RefSeq and is a predicted model, not a curated record.